AUGGAUGCUAGACCCCAUACACCUCGGAAGAAGCGGAAGGGGCAAAGGCCCCAAACCAGCAAGAGCUCGGAGUUGCCAACCCUAAGGGCGCAGCGUGACAAGUCGCCGCCACCCCAUCCUAAGAGGAGAAAGGUUGAACCUUCAUCCAACUCCAAGUCGCAACCUGGUUUCCUUGAGAAGAUGAGAAUGAGGUUAUCAGGAGGCCAUUUCAGAAUGUUAAAUGAGAAAUUAUACACUUGCAAUGGUACCGAGGCAUUCAACUUAUUCAAGGAUGAUCCGCAACUAUUUAAUGUGUAUCAUGCAGGAUACCAAGAGCAAAUGUUGCAUUGGCCACAACAACCAGUUAACACGAUCAUUAAAUGGCUAAAGAGUCAUAGUUCUUCUUUGACAGUUGCUGAUUUUGGUUGUGGGAAUGCAACACUAGCAAGAAAUGUGAAGAAUAAGGUCUUCUCCAUUGACCUUGUUUCCAAUGACCCAUCAGUAAUUGCCUGUGAUAUGGCUCACGCUAUGUUUACUUGGAGAGAGGGAGAUUGAAGAGAAAGGAGAGGCGAAAAGGAGGGAGAGGAGGAGAAAUAAGGGAUAAAACCUUGAUUAUUCGGAUGAGGAAUAGGGAAGAGGUAAUGAAAUUUUCAAUCUAUACUAUUGUC
Molecule: messenger RNA, 647 nt
Organism: Zingiber officinale
Lineage: Eukaryota; Viridiplantae; Streptophyta; Magnoliopsida; Zingiberales; Zingiberaceae
Product: ribosomal RNA-processing protein 8-like
Exons: 6
Coding region: 1-534 (177 amino acids)
Cellular component (GO): nucleolus
Molecular function (GO): methyltransferase activity
Source: RefSeq, a predicted model, not a curated record